CACUGUCAAGCAGGGAUGAAAAUUGAUUUUUCCUAGAAGCAGAUUUUAAAAGCAGUGUUUCUUCAAAACAUCUUUUUUCAUAAGUAUCUUGAUACACCAUGGCUGGAACAGCAGUAAAAUGGGUGAUAUCAAAGAGAAGUAUCUUGAAACGUUUAUUUCCAAUCCAAAAUGGAGCUUUAUAUUGUGUUUGUCAUAAAUCUACAUAUUCUUCUCUACCAGAUGACUAUAAUUGCAAAGUGGAGCUUGCUUUGACAUCUGAUGGCAGGACAAUAGUAUGCUACCAUCCUUCUGUGGACAUUCCAUGUGAACACACAAAACCUAUUCCUCUACCAGAUCCUGUGUGUAAUAAUGAAGAAACACAUGAUCAAGUGCUGAAAACCAGAUUAACAGAAAAAAGUGAACGCCUUGAACAAGGACCCAUGAUAGAACAACUUAGCAAAAUGUUCUUUACUACUAAGCACCGUUGGUAUCCUCGUGGACAGUAUCACACUCGUCGUAAGAAACUGAAUCCUCCAAAGGACAGAUGAUACUGAGGUUUUCCA
Molecule: messenger RNA, 542 nt
Organism: Nycticebus coucang (slow loris)
Lineage: Eukaryota; Metazoa; Chordata; Mammalia; Primates; Lorisidae
Product: 39S ribosomal protein L42, mitochondrial-like
Exons: 1
Coding region: 99-527 (142 amino acids)
Cellular component (GO): mitochondrial large ribosomal subunit
Source: RefSeq, a predicted model, not a curated record